GAUAGUUUGAAUAGGCACAUCAAUUUCACUAGCAGCUUCUCAUUAACUCAUAAGUAGAGCUUUCCGUCCCUUCUCUCCGAUCUUCUUCUUUCUUUCUCCUCUCCCUCUCCUUCCUCCCUCUUCUUUCCCCGUCCGAUCUUCCAAAAUGGUCUCCUCCGCUUUACUCUCCCUCACCCUCGUAGCCUCCAAGGUAGCAUCCCAAUUCGUAAACCCACCCACAGAUCUUAUUACGAAAUUGGGAAGUGCGGGCAUCCAAGUGAGGUAUAAAGAGGUGCCAACGGGCAUCUGUGAGUUGGAUCCUGAGGUUAGGAGUUUUGCGGGGUAUGCGGAUGUCGAGAAGGACCAGCAUAUUUUCUUUUGGUUUUUUGCGGCAAGGAAUAACUCUGACAAUGGUGUGGAUCCUCUGGAGGCACCUUUGACGGUAUGUGCGAAUCUUUUUCAUUUUGGCCUUUUGAGGUAUGGAGGGGCCUUCUUUUUUGUUUGAGGGUUUGGGGUGUGAGGAAGUGUGGGAUGUUGGGAUAUACUUGGAUGAGCGGGAACUGAGAUCACAAGAUGGCGGGGCUACAGUGUACCUAUCUGGCUCUCUUAUUUCUGCGAUCUUGCGAAUUGAGAACUUCUACACCGACCAUGUUCACCUGAAAUUUCCAUCAUUGUGCAGUACUUGCUGACUCCGUUACUAGGUCUGGAUCAAUGGGGGUCCUGGCUCGUCUUCCAUGAUAGGCUUGUUUGAGGAAAAUGGGCCUUGUCGAAUCGACAGUGAUGGAAAUGUUUACAACAACCCCUACUCGUGGUCAAGUGUUAGCAACAUGUUAUGCAAGUUUAUGAAAACCCGUUAUGUCAACAUAUUGAUGCUAACUUAUACCACAGAUAUCGAUCACCCUGCUCAGGUUGGUUUCUCAUAUAGCAUACCGAUCAAUGGUUACACAGAUGGGUGAGUGUCAUGGUCCAAGAAUUUCCGCAGGUAUACUAACUAUCAUCAGCGGUUCGAUCGUCAGUCUUCCAGACAACAUUUGUCCUGAACACGCUGGGGAAAACUGCGGCACAUUCAGCUAUCCAAACCUGACCUUAACAGCAAACUCCACCGCCAAUGCUGCACCUAGCUUCUGGAAGACCAUCCAAGGCUUUAUGGGUGCCUUCCCAGAGUAUUCCAGAAACGGAUUUCAUUUCGCAACUGAGUCUUAUGGUGGGCACUAUGGUCCUAUCUUCAAUGAGUAUAUUGAGGAGCAAAACGCCAAAAACAUACCUGGUGCCCAAAACGUCUCCCUGGAAACCGUCUUGAUUGGGUAUGUAUUUGAAUGACUUAGACCACGGUAUAGCAAGUACUAAAAUGCUCAAAGGAACGGCUGGUACGAUCCUCUUCUCCAAUACCAAGCCUACUACAAUUUCACCAUUUCCCCCGGGAAUACAUACGACUUUGACCCAUUCAACGCAAGCGUGAAGGCCGAGAUGUACAACAACCUUUACGGAGCCGGAAACUGCGUAGACCAGAUCAAAGACUGUACAGCUCGAGGACUCGACUCUAUCUGCGCAGCCGCCGACAACUUCUGUGCUGAUAUGGUGGAAAACAUCUAUGAUAAAUACACUGGAAGAGAUGAAUAUGAUUUACGACAACUGGUCCCAGAUCCAUUUCCUUAUCGUUAUUACACAGAUUAUUUGCGUACCGAGAGAGUUCAGCAAGCUAUUGGGGCUUACCAGAAUUAUAGUGGUUAUAGCAGUGCCGUGGGCAGAGCUUUUGCUGCAACAGGAGAUGAUAGUCGGGAGGCAGGAACUGUAGAAGCUUUGAGAAAAUUGGUAGAGCAGGGUGUUAACACUGUUCUUUUUGCUGGAGACGCCGAUUACAAGUAAGUUUUCUUUCUCAGCAAUAUUUAAAAGGCAAAGAAUGAAUCUAAAAAAUUCAUAGCUGUAACUGGCUAGGCAGCGAGGCAGUAGCCGAAGAAGUCAACAUACCAGGAUAUUCCUCCGCAGGCUACACCAACAUCACCACUUCCGAUUCCAUAACCCACGGCCAAGUCAAACAAUCCGGACUCUUCUCCUUCUCCCGGAUCUACGAAUCCGGCCAUGAAGUCCCCUUCUACCAGCCUCUCGUUGCAUUGGAACUCUUCGACCGCGCCAUCAGAGGAAAGGAUAUCGCGACCGGAUCAGUAGAGGCGAAAUCGGGAUACAUCACUAAUGGCACCGCGAAAAGUACCUACAGAGAGAGAAAUGGGACGAUUAGUUUUGCGGUCCUGCCUCCAAAUAGUACGUAUAAUACUACGACCAAUCGACCGGAUGUUGGGGAUGACACGUCGAAGUUGAGGAAAAGGGGUGAGGGUUUGCUGAGUCCUAGGAAGAGGUUUAUGCUUUCGAUGGAACUUUAGGUGGUAAGGUGAGACGGUAUUGAAAUGGAAUAAUGAGUAAUGAUAAAUUAUUAUGCUCUAAAUGUUUCACACAUGGGGUUUAAUUUGGAAUGAAGAUGAAUGUGAAUGUUCUGAUAACUUCACGGUUGUGCCAGUGAUUGACAAGAGUCAAUUCAUCAAUUAG
Hymenoscyphus albidus is the source of this 2520-nucleotide messenger RNA. The record is from the annotation of a GenBank genome assembly. Lineage: Eukaryota; Fungi; Ascomycota; Leotiomycetes; Helotiales; Helotiaceae.